This is a messenger RNA of Botrytis sinoallii, 1434 nucleotides long. RefSeq lists its product as uncharacterized. The transcript is spliced from 8 exons. Gene Ontology annotation, molecular function: oxidoreductase activity, acting on paired donors, with incorporation or reduction of molecular oxygen; monooxygenase activity; heme binding. The coding region runs from base 1 to 1434 and encodes 477 amino acids. The record is from RefSeq and is a predicted model, not a curated record. Lineage: Eukaryota; Fungi; Ascomycota; Leotiomycetes; Helotiales; Sclerotiniaceae.
AUGACAGACCUCAACUAUGGACUUUUUAUUCUUCUACCGGCUCUCGCUGGUCUGGCAGCACAUCUCGGAUAUUUCAUCCAUGGCGAACAUCAUAUGCAAUCGCUCCAAUGGCUGCUCACGACCCUCUUCUCCCCGCUGGUAGUCUUCCUUACGAUCCUCAAGUUUGAUGUUACGUCUUCAUAUGUGGCGGCGCUGAAACUCACAACUCUCAUUCUCACUUCGUUCUUCACUUCGUUGACCGGGAGCAUCCUUACCUAUCGCGUAUUUUUCCAUCCGCUACGCCAUUUUCCAGGACCGUUUGGUGCGAAAUGUUCGAAAUUGACUCAUGUGGCGAGAUUGCUGGAGACGAGUGAUAAUUACCUGCAAGUGCAUACUUUACAUAAGAAGUAUGGGAAUAUUGUGAGAAUUGGUCCUAAUGAACUUUCGAUCAUCAAACCGGAAGCGGUGAAAGCAAUGAUUGGACCGGGUUCGAAAUGUACGAAGAGUGCUUGGUAUGAUGUUGUGGGACUUCCUCAUACGACUAUGCAUUUAGAACGAGAUCGCGUAAAGCAUGAUAAGAGGAGGAAAGUUUGGGAUCGUGGAUUUAGUGCAAAGGCUCUACGCAACUAUGAGGGUCGAGUCACGAGACAUGCCGACGAUUUGGUUUCGCGGAUUAGUACUUUUGGAGGAAAAGCAAUUAAUGCAACGCACUGGUUUAAUGCCUAUGCGUUUGACGUUAUAGGAGAUUUGGCUUUUGGGAAAUCGUUUGAUAUGUUGAAAACGGGAGAAAAGCAUUUUGCGCUCAAAAUUUUACAAGAGGGCAUGGAGCCAUUAGGGAUUCUUACGCCUAUUCCUUGGGUCUUCCCUAUCCUCAUCAAGAUUCCGGGUGCAAUGGAUGGGUUCAACAGAUUUGUUAACUACUGUGCUGAGCAUAUUGAUAUCCGCAGAGCAAAUGAGCCAAGUGUACCAGAUAUCAUGACGUGGCUCAUCGACGCUGAGAAGAAUGAUCCAGAUCCAAUCCAUAGAGAUACCAGAUGGCUGCACGGUGACUCACGUCUGGCUAUUAUAGCAGGUAGCGAUACUACAUCUGCAACACUCACAUAUCUUUUCUACCACCUCUGUCUUGGACCGCAUCACGUGGCUCAAUUGAGAGAAGAGCUCGAACCAAUAUUUACUCCCGGUUCUCCAAGCGAAUGUAGAGAUAUCCAAGAUGCGCCGUAUCUGAAUGCCGUCAUUAACGAGACGCUUCGAUUACAUCCACCCGUUCCCAGUGGAUUACUGAGACAAACACCAUCUGAAGGUUUGACAAUUGAUGGAACGUAUAUCCCGGGUAAUGUGGUUAUCUCGGCUCCUACGUGGACCAUGGGUCGUUUAAAAUCCUGCUACCCCUCUCCCCACAGCUUCCUUCCCACGCGCUGGUUCCCCGACCCCGAGAACGCGCAUACCUCUCGAUAA